ACAACUCUAAAAUCCAUCUAUCCUGUUGAAGUUGCUUGUCUAGGAAAGGCGUGAACACGGAAAACUUGCAGUCAGCUCUGUGGGUUUUAUUAUUCUUGGAUUUCCAAGUGAAGAGAAUUACAGGAGAGCCUGGAGUUGCUAUUGAUUAAAGUACAGUGAUUCUUCCCCUUUCCUGUGACUUUUAAAACUUCGGUAGUGUGAACUUUGCUUUACAUGGUUCCUUGAGAAUUUUGCAAUGUCAGCCAUAACCUUUGAACUGGAUUACCUUUCUCCCAAAGGAUUCAGACAUGAGCAGACUUCCAGCUCUGAUUUUACUUCAACCUGUUUAACUGAACUCUCUGGUGAUUCCAGCGGAUUGGAUCUUCAGUACUCCACUUCUGUCCCCACUGGUAUGAAUGUAAGCAAAAGUGAGAUAACGAAGGAAACUUCAUUAAAACCGUCUCGGAGAUCCUUGCCUUGCCUUGCGCAGAGCUAUGCUCAUUCAAAGAGUUUGAGCCAAUCUACCUCGCUCUUCCAGUCAACCGAGAGUGAAUCUCAGGCUCCCACUGCUGUGACCUUAAUCUCUGCUGACAAAGCAGAGCAAGUUAACCCUGAGGAGAAUGAAAAAGACUCUGUGCUCAAAUGUUCCUUUGCUGAUCUCAGUGAUUUUUGCUUAGCCCUAGGAAAAGAUAAGGAUUAUAUGGAUGAAUCAGAGCAUGCUAACUAUGAUCGAUCUCGUCUCAUUAAUGACUUUGUUAUCAAAGACAAACCUGAAUCCAAAGCAAAAUUAUCUAAGAAUGACAUGAAUUACGUAGCCUCUAGUGGACUUCUAUUCAAAGAUGGCAAAAAGCGAAUUGACUACAUCCUGGUUUAUAGAAAGACAAAUAUACAAUAUGGCAAAAGAAAUACAUUUGAAAAGAACCUCAGAGCAGAAGGCUUGAUGUUGGAAAAGGAGCCAGCUAUUGCAAACCCUGAUAUCAUGUUCAUUAAAAUCCACAUCCCCUGGGACACGUUGUGCAAGUAUGCAGAGAGGCUGAAUAUCAGGAUGCCCUUCAGGAAAAAAUGCUAUUACACGGAUCGGAGGAGUAAAUCAAAGGGCAGGAUGCAAAAUUAUUUUAAAAGAAUAAAGAAGUGGAUGUCCCAAAAUCCAAUGGUUCUUGACAAGUCAGCUUUUCCAGACUUGGAGGAGUCAGACUGCUACACUGGCCCCUUCAGCAGAGCACGGAUUCACCACUUCAUAAUAAACAAUAAGGACACAUUCUUCAGCAAUGCUACACGAAGCCGAAUAGUCUAUCACAUGCUGGAGCGUACCAGAUAUGAAAGUGGGAUAUCAAAAGUGGGUAUCCGAAAACUUAUAAACAAUGGCUCAUAUAUAGCAGCAUUUCCCCCACAUGAGGGAGCUUAUAAGAGUAGCCUGCCCAUCAAAACCCAUGGACCUCAGAAUAGAAGACAUCUGUUAUAUGAGCGCUGGGCACGUUGGGGAAUGUGGUACAAGCACCAGCCUCUGGACUUAAUCAGGCUGUACUUUGGUGAGAAGAUUGGGCUGUACUUCGCUUGGCUGGGGUGGUACACUGGCAUGCUGAUUCCUGCGGCAGUGGUUGGCUUGUGUGUUUUCUUCUAUGGAUUGGUUACCAUGAACGAAAGUCAAGUAAGCCAAGAAAUUUGUAAAGCCACAGAAGUUUUCAUGUGCCCUCUGUGUGACAAGAACUGCUCGUUGCAGAGACUCAAUGACAGCUGCAUCUAUGCCAAGGUGACAUAUUUGUUUGAUAAUGGAGGGACAGUCUUCUUUGCUAUUUUUAUGGCGAUAUGGGCCACAGUCUUCUUGGAGUUUUGGAAAAGGAGAAGAAGUGUAUUGACCUAUGCUUGGGACCUUAUUGAAUGGGAAGAAGAAGAGGAAACACUUCGACCCCAAUUUGAAGCCAAAUACUACAAGAUGGAGGUAAUAAAUCCCAUAACAGGAAAACCUGAGCCACAUCAGCCUUCAUCAGACAAAAUUACUCGUCUUCUCGUGUCUGUCUCAGGGAUAUUCUUCAUGAUUUCUCUAGUGAUCACUGCUGUGUUUGCUGUUGUGGUGUACCGCCUGGUGGUCAUGGAACGGUUCGCAUCAUUCAAGUGGAAUUUCAUCAAACAACACUGGCAGUUUGCAACAUCUGCUGCUGCUGUCUGUAUCAAUUUCAUAAUCAUCAUGUUGCUGAAUCUUGCUUAUGAAAAAGUUGCUUACCUCCUCACUAAUUUAGAAUAUCCACGAACAGAAUCUGAAUGGGAAAACAGCUUUGCCCUGAAGAUGUUCCUUUUCCAAUUUGUCAAUCUAAACAGUUCUAUCUUCUAUAUUGCUUUCUUUUUGGGAAGAUUUGUAGGCCAUCCAGGAAAAUACAAUAAACUUUUUGACCGGUGGAGAUUAGAGGAAUGUCAUCCUAGUGGCUGUUUGAUAGACCUCUGUCUCCAGAUGGGUGUUAUCAUGUUUUUGAAGCAAAUAUGGAACAACUUCAUGGAGUUGGGAUACCCGCUGAUCCAGAACUGGUGGUCACGACAUAAAAUCAAGCGGGGAAUCCAAGAUGCCUCCAUACCUCAGUGGGAAAAUGACUGGAAUCUGCAGCCCAUGAACAUACAUGGUCUGAUGGAUGAAUACUUAGAAAUGGUUUUGCAAUUUGGCUUUACCACCAUCUUUGUGGCGGCUUUUCCUCUGGCCCCUCUCUUGGCUUUGUUAAAUAAUAUAAUUGAAAUCAGGCUUGAUGCAUACAAAUUCGUCACCCAGUGGAGGAGGCCUCUGCCAGCCCGAGCAACUGACAUAGGUAUUUGGCUUGGAAUUCUUGAAGGAAUUGGCAUAUUGGCUGUGAUCACCAAUGCAUUUGUAAUUGCUAUUACAUCUGACUACAUCCCACGUUUUGUCUAUGAAUACAAAUAUGGCCCCUGUGCAAAUCAUGUAGAACAGAAUGAAAAUUGCUUAAAGGGAUAUGUCAACAAUAGCCUAUCCUUCUUUGACCUCAGUGAGCUUGGUAUAGGAAAAUCUGGUUAUUGCAGGUACCGAGACUACAGAGGCCCUCCGUGGAGCUCCAAACCCUAUGAGUUCACCUUACAAUACUGGCACAUCCUUGCUGCUCGAUUGGCCUUCAUUAUCGUGUUUGAGCACCUCGUUUUUGGAAUUAAAUCAUUCAUCGCAUACCUGAUUCCAGAUGUACCAAAGGGCCUACACGACCGAAUACGUCGGGAAAAGUACUUAGUCCAGGAAAUGAUGUAUGAGGCUGAACUAGAACAUUUACAACAACAACGGAGACAGAGUGGUCAGCCUGUUCACCACGAGUGGCCUUAGUUGAUACCAUUAGUGCAAGAGGGGAGGUACCAUUAGUUGCAAAAGAAAGACAUCAAUUUGAAAUCUAGAUGAGAUCUAAGAGGAAGGCAUAUUUGGCAAAACAUAGACAUCAUAUGCUACUUGGAAAUAUAUCACAGCAAUCUCUGGAAUUUGGAAUAUCCAGGUUUCUAGAGAAGGAAAGGAUGACUUAUGACCUUAAAAAGAGGUUAGACUGACAAUGUAGGAAGUCAACAUCUAAUUCUCAGAACCAGUCUCAGGGAGUUGUGUGGUUGGAGACCUUCCCCUUCCAUCGGCUGCAGUGUACUAGGAAGGGUGGUAGUGACAUUUCUAGAGAUGAAUGUUCGUGUAAAUAUUCAAAAGCCAGGCGUGAUGUAAAGUAUCACGUGGUCUUCACUCACAUACUAAUCUGACUUUGGAGCCUUCAUUUGAAUUGAGAUGCUUACAUGAAAUGACUUAAAUCAGUUAUUGCCUUUUCUGCCAGAACUCCAUGUUCCUCCAGCUUACAGGUUAGUAGGAAUUUCCCUGACUCUUGAAUUCAUGGAUCUGUUCCAGAAGGAAUUUAUGCUGCUUUGCAUUGACUAUGCAGUUGAAGAGUUGCACAUAACUUUUAGUAGUCAAACCAAAAAUCUAAGAUUCCAAAAAUAAUGCAAUUCAUUGAAAUAAUGUCUAUUCCAUUGGCUACAUUCAAGUCUAUUUUAUUACUGGCAGAGCCAGUUGCACUGCACAUUUUUUAUACUAAAUAACCAUAUAGUUAGAAAAAAAAUGGUUAUUCUUCUAUCAUUUAGAACACAACUGAUCCAUACUUUACUGUGGAAGGCUGUUUUAUAGUAUAUUUAAUGUUUCCCCCUCUGAAUCAUUGCAAAUCUCACAGAAUAUUAUCUUGAUAUGCUGUAAAUAUGUUGAUUUUCCUUGUACCUUUGCACAGUAUGUAAUGCAAGUUUCAAUUUAUAAUGCAGCUCUGAGACCAGUUACACAAUUUGCUAUUGUAAUGUUUAUUCAGGAAUUCUGAAACCAGAUGCUCUACAACACUUGUGAUUUUUCUACCAUGUGCACUCACGAGCUAAUGAAAACAAUGCAUGUAUAUAAAUCUAUAUUAUUUGUAAAAAUACUUUUUGAGUUCUUUUUCAUCAGUGAAGGGAGUUUUCUGUUAUUAUUUCUUUGAUAGUUUGGCUUGCUUUGUUUUUGAAAACUCUGCAGGAAAAAAAAGUCAAAUUAAUUGUGAAAGAGAUCAUUGUUGCUUUGUUGUGGAAUUCCUAUUUUCAGUGUCAAAACUAUCUGUCCACAGUCUGAUAGAGCAAAAAUGAUGGGGCAUUCAGCUAAAGAAAAUCCAGACUAGGCGUUAACUAUGAGGGCAGGAUAAGAAGAAAGAUAAGAGCUAAGGUCAGGCAAUGUAGGGUAGGAGUCAAGGUACUUUUCCUUGCAAAACAAGGAAAUCCAAAUUUUCCUUUCCAGGGAAUGACUCACUCACACACACACACACACACACACACACACAUGCAAGCACACACAUAUAGUAUAUAUGAUUACUGUUGUUUGUCCAAUUCAUUCAUGUCCAAUUAAACAAAACAGUCAUUACCAAAAUUUAAAAGACCAAUUUAGACAUAAUCGAAAAAAGAUCCCUUUGUGUGUAUGUUGGUGUUUCUCUAGUAAGGAAAUUAUAGAGGUUCACUUCUAGAAAAACAUUUUUCUAAUUAUAAUACUGAGGGGGGAAAAAUUCUACCUUUCCUUCUUUUCCUCUGGGGAAAAAGUUAGUAAAUUACAGUUGUUUCAUGAUUCUUUUCCAGGACAAUUACUUCCCUACUUGUCCUCUGAUUUUGAACCAGGGGAAAUAGCCUCACAAAUCCUGGCCAUGCAGGACUCUUCCAUUCAAAUUACAACUAAAUUCUCUAACUACACGAUGGAGUUUCCAACUCCAUUUUUGUAGCACCAGUGUUUCCUUCUCUUUGCUAAUCAUAGGCACAUGCCUGAGUAUAAAUACUGUCUUUGUUUACCUGACAUUGACCUCUUUUCCAAAUUAGGAACACAAAACACGGACAUUUUUCUUACACUGCUGCACAUAAUGAUAGCUGUUUCCUUGACAAUUCAUCUUUUUUCAAGUUUUUAUAUAGGCCCAUCAAGGUUUAAAAGAAUACUGAUUGAUAUGAGAAGAGAAAGAUAUUUUAAUAAAAUUAUAACACAUUAAUUUAGAAAAGGUUUUCCCCGAUAAUCUUGAAACAGGAGUACAAAAUGGAAAAAUUAUCUGAAAUAUUUGACUGUAGCUAUGCCUUCAUCAUUGUUGACAGUACAGUAAUGACAGCCCCUCACAGUGUAUUAUUAGUUUUAGAUUACUUUGCUUUAGUUGAAAGAAAUAUUUUAUAUCUUCAUUUUCAUAUGAAUACAAAUUAUUUCUCAAAGAUUUAUAGCUCACACUAUUCUCAGGAAUUCUGUAUUACACGAAUGCUGCUUAUAUUUUCAUAUUCUAACUUCUUGUCUUUUUAAGCUAAAAAAUAAUGACUCUGUGCAUGCAGUCUGCCUUGAUGAGUUGUUCAAAGCUGAAGAGAUUUCCCAAAGGAUAAUCACUCUAGAUUAUAGCUGAAAUAGUUCACAAUUGUCUGAGUUUGUGCACGUACUUUUAAGUAAAAUGCUGAGUGACUGCAUGAUGAGAUGCAACUUUUAAAUGCUGCAUAUACUUCUAAAUUGACUCGUAGCACAAUCUAUUGUACAAUGGAAUGAAUGCAGAAAUUUUGA
Messenger RNA from Sciurus carolinensis (gray squirrel), 6016 nucleotides. RefSeq names its product anoctamin 3 (gene Ano3). The record is from RefSeq and is a predicted model, not a curated record. Gene Ontology annotation, cellular component: plasma membrane. NCBI's taxonomy places the organism in Eukaryota, Metazoa, Chordata, Mammalia, Rodentia, Sciuridae. Gene Ontology annotation, biological process: chloride transmembrane transport. Gene Ontology annotation, molecular function: chloride channel activity; protein dimerization activity. Bases 236 to 3289 code for a protein of 1017 amino acids. The transcript is spliced from 27 exons.